Molecule: messenger RNA, 3036 nt
Organism: Nerophis lumbriciformis (worm pipefish)
Lineage: Eukaryota; Metazoa; Chordata; Actinopteri; Syngnathiformes; Syngnathidae
Source: RefSeq, a predicted model, not a curated record
UAUAUAUAUAUAUAUAUAUAUAUAUAUAUAUCGAAGUAGCUCACCUCGACUUGGUCAUUUGAAAAGUAACUCGCCUGCUGAAAAAGUCCGGGCACCCCUGGUUUGAAUCAUUCUUGACACAUUGUAGUAACAAUAACAAAUUAAUACCAAGUCAACUGUCAAAUUGCAUGUAUUAUUGUAUUCCUGUAUAUGGACGUUUCACUAUAGCAGGCCAUAUGCUCAUAUGAUAGUGAGGUUCAUUUUGUAAAGUGUGCAGUAUUCUGCAGUUCAUGUGUUUGGACUGCCAGGGCCGCUAUUGACUAUGAAAUCCCCUCCUCUCCUUGUCCAAUAUCCAGCACACAAAGAUCCACACAAUCACUUCAGCAGAGCAGGGCGCAGGGAGACAUCAUUGCUGCUAUUUUAUCUUUCAAGCAACAAUUCCGCAUGCACUAUUUGUUCCAUCGGAAGGAUUUAAACACGCUUUUGUUUCUCAUUUGGACGGACGCGCGCCGGAUGGAAUAAUGAAGCGGCAAGUAGGAUUUCUUUUGUUCAUCUGUGCGUGUUUUGUCGGCUCGGUUACCGGGCAGGUCUCCUACUCCAUCCCGGAGGAAAUGAGCAAGGGUUCUCUGGUCGGGAACAUAGCGCAUGAUUUAGGCGUGCCGGUGAAAAGACUGAAGUCCGGUAAAGCGCGCAUCUACUCGGAGGACAAUGCGGAUUACAUGGAGCUGAACAGAGAAAGGGGAGUGCUGGUCGUGAAGGAGAGAAUGGACCGGGAGGCGCUGUGCGGCCAGACGACGCCUUGCGCGUUCCAUCUGCAGAUCACGCUGGAGGAUCCCAUCGAAUUCUACACGGUCACCGUCGAAAUUAGCGACAUUAACGACAACGCCCCCGCCUUCAAAAGGGAUGAGAUGACGUUUAAAAUAAGUGAGACGGCUGCGAUUGGAGCAAAAUUCGUGCUGGAAAGAGCUGUGGAUUUAGACGUUGGUGUGAACGGAUUGCAGGGAUACUCCUUAAAGCCCACAGAGCACUUUCAUCUGAAAAUACAAAAUCAGCAGGAUGGAAGUAAAAGGGUGGAGAUGGUUUUGAAAAAAGCUCUAGAUCGAGAAGCUAAAGAACAGCUGUCUUUAAUUCUCACUGCGGCUGAUGGCGGAGAUCCGCAUCUGACAGGAACAAUGCGCGUAGAAAUUGCCGUUCUGGAUGCAAACGACAACGCGCCUGUUUUUACGCAGGAGACAUAUAGAGUCACUGUGGCGGAGACCGCUCCAAAGGGCACCAUUUUGAGCACCGUGAGUGCUGUAGAUGCUGAUGAAGGCUCCAAUGGAGAAGUGUCAUACUCAAUAACCAACACAUUGGAUGAAAUUAUGUUUGAAAUUAAUGAGGAAACCGGUGUGGUGUCUUUAACCGGAAUCUUAGAUUAUGAAAAGGUGCAUCGUUAUGAAAUAUUUGUGCAAGCUAGUGAUGAAGGAGGGCUGACAGAUUCGUGCAAAAUUAUUGUAGAGGUGACUGACACAAAUGAUAACCCUCCCUCUAUAAACGUCAUGUCUAAAACGAGUUCUAUCUCGGAGAAUUCUACGCCGGGGACCGUGGUGACUAUUUUUAAUGUGCAGGAUCCUGACUCGGGGGACAACGGCAAUGUUGCGUGUUUUAUUGAUGAAAACGUGCCUUUUCUGAUGAAAAGUACAUCUAAAAAGUUUUUUAGCUUGGUGACCGACGGUGAAUUGGACCGAGAGAGGUCAAGUGAGUAUAACAUCACAGUGAUGUGCUCCGAUGAGGGAGUGCCCUCCCUCUCCAGCAGCGUCACUCUCACCUUACACAUCUCAGAUGUGAACGACAACGCACCUGUCUUUGAGAGGAGCUCUUAUGAGGCUUCCAUUGUAGAAAACAACACUCCAGGUCUUUCUAUAUUCACAGUGAAAGCCAGAGACGCUGACUGGAACCAAAACGCGCGUCUCUCUUACAUGCUGGAGGACUCCUCUGUUAACGGAGUGCCAGUCUCCUCAUAUGUGUCUGUUAGUGCUGAUAGUGGAGUCAUCCAUGCAGUGCGCUCUUUUGACUUCGAGCACCUGAAAGAGUUUAAUUUUCACGUCAGAGCUCAGGAUGGAGGUUCUCCUCCUCUCAGUAGCAAUGUGAGCGUUCGUAUCCUGAUCCAGGACCAGAACGACAACACCCCCCAGGUUCUUUACCCAGUCCAGACUGGUGGCUCGGUGCUGGCUGAAAUGGUGCCUCGUUCUGCAGAUGUGGGCUAUCUGGUGACUAAAGUGGUGGCUGUGGAUGUGGACUCUGGACAGAACGCCUGGCUCUCCUAUAAAGUGCACAAAGCCACAGACAGGGCGCUGUUUGAAGUGGGCCUACACAAUGGAGAAAUAAGAACUGUCCGCCAAGUCACUGAUAAAGAUGCCGUCAAACAAAGACUGAGUGUUCUAGUGGAGGACAACGGGCAGCCCUCUCGUUCAGCUACAGUCAUUGUUAACGUGGCGGUGGCGGACAGCUUCCCUGAAGUGCUGUCAGAGUUCACUGAUUUUAGCAUGCACGACAAGGAGUACAAUGACAAGCUGACUUUUUACUUAGUCUUGGCUUUGGCUGUGGUCUCCUUCCUCUUCAUCACCUGCUUGCUGCUCAUCAUAUCAGUCAAAGUGUACAGGUGGAGACAGUCUCGCGUCCUGUACCACUCCAACCUCCCUGUCAUUCCAUAUUAUCCACCACGUUACUCGGACACUUUGGGGACAGGGACUCUCCAACACGUGUACAAUUACGAGGUGUGCAGGACCACCGACUCCAGGAAAAGUGACUUUAAGUUGGACAGAGCUGCUAGUCACAACGUGCUGGUGAUGGACCCCAGUUCUACAGGAACCAUGCAGAAGAUACACAGUGAAAGGAACAUCCUGGAUGAACCUGACUCUCCUCUAGAGGUUGGUCACUUCUGUUUUGCACUAACUAAACAAUAGAUUUUUCUAUUUGAAUGUUAUACAUGUAAUGCAUGGCUGUAGAUCAGUGUUUUUCAACCUUUUUUGGGCCGUUGAAAAAAUGCGGAGGCACACCACCAGCAGAAAUCAUUAA